GACUCCCAGUGAAACCGUGAAAGUGGGCAACGCGCAAGCGCGAGACUGCUAAACCAUGGCGGAUUCAGGAAGCGAGUAUAUAGCGGUGAUUGGAAACACAGAUCUGACUCCUUCAGAGUCGGAAAACAACUUAAAGAACACGAUGGUUGAAAAAGGGACAAGUCUUUUGAAGAAGAUGGAGAUCAGUGUGGCUGAAGCAGAGAAGAGGACCGGGAAGAAUGCCGUCAACAUGCAGGAGACUUAUACAGUGUAUCUUAUAGAGACGAGGCCAGUGGAUGCUGCAUCAGAAGGGACCAAUCCUGUCCCAGAUUCAUUGUGGAGGCGUUACAGCGAGUUUGAGCAACUUAGAAACUAUUUGUUAGUCACCUAUCCAUUUUUGGUGGUUCCGCCAUUGCCUGAAAAACGGGCUGAAUUUGUUUGGCACAAGCUGUCAGCAGACAACAUGGACCCUGACUUUGUGGAGAGGCGUAGGGUGGGACUAGAGAACUUCCUGCUCCGAGUGGCCUCACACCCAGACCUGUCCACUGACAAGAUCUUCUAUUCGUUCCUCACUGAGGAAAAUGGUUGGAAGGAAACCGUGUUUGAGACGGGAUUUCAGGCGAAGGCCGAUUCAAGAUUAAAGGCUUUAAAUGCAACAUUCAGAGUGAAGAAUCCAGACAAGCGAUUUGCAGAAAUGAAACACUACGGUGAUGAGCUGCAGUCUGUUAUUUCGCAGCUGCUGAGAGUUCGGGCGAGAGCAGCUGAUCGCCUGUAUGGAGUCUACAAAGUGCAUGGAAAUUAUGGAAGAGUCUUUAGCGAGUGGAGUGCCAUUGAGAAAGAGAUGGGAGAUGGGCUGCAGAGCGCCGGCCAUCACAUGGACGCGUAUGCUGCUUCUGUCGAUGAUAUUCUAGAGGAAGAGGAACAUUAUGCUGAUCAGCUGAAGGAGUACCUUUUCUACGCAGAUGCAUUAAGGGCAGUGUGUAGGAAGCAUGAACUGACACAGUAUGAACUAGAGAUGGCCGCCCAGGAUCUGACCUCUAAGAAACAGCAGCGGGAGGAACUCGCCACAGGGACGAUACGGACCUUCUCUCUGAAGGGAAUGACCAGUAAACUGUUUGGACAAGAGACCCCAGAGCAGAGAGAGGCCAAGCUGAAAAUGCUGGAGACACAGAUUGAAGAAGGAGAGGAACUGGUCAAAGAAAGAAACGGCGAAUGCGAGGAGUUUGUGAAAAGUGCAUGGGUGGACAUUGAGAGGUUUAAAGAGCAGAAAGACCACGAUCUCAGAGAGGCUCUCAUCAGCUAUGCCAUCAUGCAGAUCAGCAUGUGCAAAAAAGGAAUUCAAGUGUGGAACAACGCUAAAGAGUGCUUCAGUAAGAUGUGAGGGUUCCAGCCACGACAACCAGAACACCAGGAGGCCUUGGAGAUGUAAAUUCAGAAAAGCACACACUCCUAGAGACUGACCUUGGGGACUAAAGUCUUCCUCUCAAUCCUAAACAUUUGUCAGCCUCUUGCACCAGAUGCUCUGGUGUAAAUAGGUAUCAAUUACAAUAGUUUAGGAGUCCAAAUAAUGAAUGAAUGGGGUGCUGUUUUAUUUAUUUCAAUGUUCAUGAGCCAGAUUUUAGACCUGGUUACUUUUGUUACUGCACUAAUUUGACCUACACAAGAGUUUGUGAAGGUAACAGACAAUUCUUAACAUUUCAGACAGAAACAAAAGAAUGACUUAAUUAGUAUUGAUUAAUCUUGAACUAUGGAAUCACUUGUUUAUAAUUUGUUAAUGUCUUUUCCUUUAUGCUUUUUGGUGCCAAAAUUUUAAAAUCAUUCCUUUUUUUCUACUUUUCGUUAACUUUUUACUACUUUAGUUCACCAUAAAACACAAAAGCACAGAUUAAAACUGUCAAGGCAAAAUAAGAGGGUGGGUUUUCUUAGUGAAUCCAGCCGUUCCAUUUUUAUCGUACUCCCAAACCCCUCCUCAUAAUGGUGGUCUCGCACAUCUGGAACGUGUCCAGUUUCUGUGGGACAUGCAAAAUGAUCUUUAUCACCUGGCGCAGAGGACACAAAAAGUCAGAUUUCCUAUGAAAGGAAAGUAACUUGUCUUAUUCGCAUGCAAACUAAAUUUGCCCUGAUGCCCAUACAGCAAACAAAGUGGCAUAAAUUCAUCAUAAUAUGCUGAUCUGUCACUUUUCUGCACAUUUAGCCAGAAAAACAUAAGCUGUUUAUGACCACUGAUCCCCUCCCUUUAUAUGGUUCAGUUAAUCUGAAAAAAUAUUAAUAUGCUGUUUAUGCCUUAUUCAAGACUUAACUCUGCAUAUUUUCUUUGUUGCCGCAGCUUCCACUAUGAAUGCCAUAUUUGUCAUCUGUUAUGAUGAGUGGGUGGGUCAGUGUUUUGAUAUAAAUCUGGCUGAAGGAAUACGAAGGUCACAGGAAAGGCAGGAUAUAAUAAUUUCCUAAUUUUAGAGCUGCGUGUGUAACUCAGCCUGACCCCUGGUCAUUCGGUUCAUUUUUUGGGGGGGUUUAGAGUGGGGCAGAGAUAACCCUUUUGUAUAUAUACUGUUAAAAUCGUUGUGUAACACUAAUGGCAAUGAUAAUAAUAAUAAAAAAACAUUAUCAUUUGGCUUAUGGUUUCAUAUGUUGUGAGGGUCUGUUGUGUUCAGAUCUGUUUGAUAGUCUAAGAACUCAGCAGAGAUCAUUUGGAUUAUUUACAGAGUUCGUUUGGAUUAUAUGAAAUUGCUGAGUUUGAGGCGUAAUGAAAAUACACUAUGAGAAUGCUCAUGUAUAUUAGGGAAAUAACCAAAUAUAUUUAAAAGUUUAAUCAAGUUGAAAUCUGUCAAGUAUUUUAACACUAAAUAGAAUACAUCAUGUAACAUGAGCUGUGUAAAAAGAGUGCAUUUCUUUAAACUGUUAAAUUGAUGUCACCUCUACAGCCUCAGCCAUUUUCUCAGGAAGAAUCUCCAUUUGUUUCUAGGUUGUAAUGCUUCCCUCUAGUGGUGUGUUAUACUUAUGAACCAAUUUUAUAACCAAAGCCUUUGAUAUAACAGACUUUACUGUGGUCAGAUGUUUAGUUUGAAGGUUUACAACAGGUUUCAACAAAGUAAAUGAGUGAACCCUUUUUUCCAGUUCCUAUUUUUUUUAAUUCUGUGAAAUAUCUUAUCAAAUUGAGCCAAAAUCAGAAAUGAAUGUUUUUAUAUUUAAGUGCCACUAUUUGAGCUGUUUUAGGGCAGUAGUUCGCAACUUUUUUGACUUAAAGGCGCCUCAUUAUUCAAAGACUAUAUUCGAUAGUCCUUCAUAUUAGAUAUAUAUUCUUGUAAUUAUGUCGCUGGUUUAAUUAACGCUGGUUGUUUUUCAACCUUUUUAUUAACAG
Messenger RNA from Sinocyclocheilus grahami, 3337 nucleotides. It is a transcript of the gene snx4, whose product is annotated as sorting nexin 4. Bases 56 to 1360 code for a protein of 434 amino acids. The transcript has 14 exons. Gene Ontology annotation, biological process: protein transport; positive regulation of autophagosome assembly. NCBI's taxonomy places the organism in Eukaryota, Metazoa, Chordata, Actinopteri, Cypriniformes, Cyprinidae. Gene Ontology annotation, cellular component: plasma membrane; SNARE complex; early endosome membrane. Gene Ontology annotation, molecular function: phosphatidylinositol-3-phosphate binding. The record is from RefSeq and is a predicted model, not a curated record.